AUAUAUCUUCAUCUUACUCUGUAAAGUAAAACCCAUUUUAGUUAACGGGAUUAUUUCUAUGGCGCCACCACCUCCAUCACCACCGUCCAUUCUAUUGAGGACGGUCCAGCUCCUCUUGAGGGUUUUGACGGCGGCUUUCCUCGUCAUUACGGUGGUCCUCGUCAGCACCAACAGCGUCACUCUCGAAAUUCGAGGAACGUCUAUAAAAAUGCAUUUUCAAGAUGUUUAUGCUUAUAGGUAUAUGCUUUCGGCUGCCGUCAUUGGACUACUUUACGCCGUUGUACAACUGUUCUUGACGAUAUCCCAAUUCGCCACAGGAAUUAAACAUCCUCUUAAUUAUCCGUUCGAUUUUUACGGUGAUAAGAUAAUAUCAUAUUUACUUGCAACGGGUUCGGCUGCUGGAUUUGGAGUGAGCAAAGAUUUGAAAGACACAUUCUUAGCAUUAAUAGCAUUUGAUUCGACAGAUCCGGUGGAUAAGUUCUUCAGUAAAGGAUAUGCAUCAGCAAGUCUUCUUCUCUUUGCUUUCGUCUCUCUUGCCGUUUUAUCAGUGUUCUCAUCACAUGCUCUUUCCAAACGACCAAUUCAAGCCUCAUAAACAUGGCUCAUAUCAUUUUAAAUACUUGAUUCAGUCUACUACAUGUCUCUUCUACCAA
Messenger RNA from Eutrema salsugineum, 653 nucleotides. RefSeq names its product CASP-like protein 4D1. The coding region runs from base 59 to 595 and encodes 178 amino acids. Lineage: Eukaryota; Viridiplantae; Streptophyta; Magnoliopsida; Brassicales; Brassicaceae. The transcript has 3 exons. The record is from RefSeq and is a predicted model, not a curated record.